Molecule: messenger RNA, 2043 nt
Organism: Anopheles stephensi (Asian malaria mosquito)
Lineage: Eukaryota; Metazoa; Arthropoda; Insecta; Diptera; Culicidae
Product: probable RNA-binding protein CG14230
Exons: 4
Coding region: 63-1967 (634 amino acids)
Molecular function (GO): RNA binding
Source: RefSeq, a predicted model, not a curated record
ACAACUGCACGUGCGUGAUCACAACAAACGAGCUCAGCACUCGGAAAGUACCGGCCGCGGAAAUGAAACUAAAAUCACAUCGUCUUUUUAUCGGAAAAAUUCCACCAGGAACUUCCGAACAGGAGCUAAGAAAAGAGUUCAGUGCAUAUGGCAAUAUAGAGUCAUUGGAAAUCAAGACCAAAACAAACCCGCUGAAUGAUUCCGUAGAAAUCUUCGGCUUUGUUACGCUCCAAACGGAAGACUUUUUGGUGCCCCAAUGCAUUGAAGAGUUUCAGCGGCAACCGUAUAAAGGAGUGUACUUGAACGUAUCCAGAGCAAAAGAGUCUUUUCUUGAUAAAUUGAAACGUGAAAGAGAGGAAGCUGAAGCGCAGAAGAAUAAUAAUCAUUCGCUGCUGGAUCCAUACAAAAAACCACCCGUAGAGGAGCAACGUGUUAAGGAAACGGUAGCACCAUUGCCGACAUUACCAACUCUAAGAAAAGGCAAGGAUAGCAGUUCUUCCGAGAGUUCGGAAUCGGAAAGUGAUGAGGAACCUGCUCCUAAGGAAAGGAAACUGUUCGAUGGACCACGCGCCAGUAGACCCCAGCCAUCAAACGUGCAAGAUGAAAUAGUGAAAAAAUGGAACCAAGAAACGUACAUUGAGCACGGGAAACUAAAGAUUGUCCCCAUCACUGGCCAGAUAGCGGAAGUGAUCGACCGGUCUAAACCGCACCAAAAACGGUCGGUCGAUAAGAAACUCGGCGAAACUGCCCGAAUAGCGGAUGAAAAGCGAAAGCAGGGUUUGAGUAACCUAAAAUCUGCAUACGAGCAGCAAAAGCUAGCGAUCAAAAGUGCUCUCGCUGGUGUAGCGCAAAAUAGAGCGAAUAAAAUUACAUUUGACGAUGACGAUGCACCGGGGCAGACGAAAUUAUCCCUGUUCGAUGCAGAGGACGAAGAGGACGAUGGAUUCCAGGCGAAUUUUAGCGUACGCAAGCAGCUACUCGGCGAGGAAGGCCAAAAACUGUACGAGUUGCAAACGUCCUAUCAAGCCGACAAUCGAUUUCGUUUGGAUGCACGAUUUUUGGAAGAAGGCGAUAAACCCGCCGCACCGAAGGCGAAAGGAAAGGAAGCUAAAGAACGGAUGAAACAGUUGGAGAUUCUUUCGACCGUUACCGGCAAGCCAAUAAGCGUAGAAAAUCGAACGGAAAUGAAACCCGACGUGCAAAUGCAACGCUUUGACCCUUUGCAGAAGAAAACAUCGGAUCAAAUUGAAACCCCAGAACCGUCAGCAAAAGAACAUGAGAGGAAGAAAGCUGAACGUCGUGAAGACGAUUAUAAAGUUUCUGGUGAAAAGUUCUUCAAAGUGGCGGAUAACUUCACCGUUUCGUCUCAGAGACAAUCGCAAGGCUUCAGUUUACUGUCGAUGUUUGGAAAAGCAACGGAAACAAACGAGAGUGCGAUGGAAGUGGAUCGAAUGCAGGACGCUACACCACUGAAAAGUGAGGUCCGCUUCCGGCAUGAAUCUUCCGACAGUGAGGAAGAUCAAGACACACUAACGAAAGGCAGCCGGAAGCAAAGUAAGAAGGAAGAAAAGAAGCAGAAACAAAAAUCGAAAGAGGAAAGCAACAAAGGAGUACAGGGAAUCAAAACCAACGGGAAAAAGCAAACGGGUCCAGGAUACUACACGAAGCAGGGCAUCUGGAAGGAAAGCUUUUUCUUCAUUCCCAACGAUCCACGUCUCGAUGUUGGUCGCGAAUUUCUUGGUUUUGUCGAAGGCGGUAAAGAUAAUUUGAAAACGGCGAAAGAAGCGGUUGGUGGUUUGACGGAAACCGAAGUUCAAGAUAUUCGCCAGCUGUACAAAGUACGCCGUCAUCGCGAAAACAGAUUUGAGCACAAACAAUCUAAGCUAGGUCUUAAACGAUUGAAAAAGAAAACGUCGACGGUGCUCACCAAUCCCGUGAUACCCAUGAAACGUAAGAGAGUUAAAUAAUUUACAAACUUGUUUUAUUCCACACGCAAUUUGGUAUCUUUAUUAAAGCUUCAAUAAAAGCCUCGGCCAUACUGAA